AUGAGAUUCCUAAGACUUAUGAUUAAAUAAGUAACUAUUUAAGGUCCUUUUUUUUAUUAUAUAGAAACUAUUUAAGGUCUUAACCCUCAAAACCAAAAUAUUCACAAAAUCUCAGGUCUCCGAUUCUUUUGAAGCUGAGAUUACUUGCCGUAUAUGUCAAAGCAUGUGGCCUCCCAUGAACAAAACUAUCAGCUCAUGUGUUCCAAAUUCUGUGGCAAGCCUGGAAAGUAUUAUUUUCAGAACCUUCAACUAAAUUUGGCAUCAAUCAAGCACAUUUUGGGUGCCUCAGAUGGACCAGAUUGCUGAAUUCAAAUUGUAUGUCAUUCCACCGAGACUACUACUCUUGUGGCCACGCACUUAGUUUAAAUCAACUUACCAUAUCGUAAGAUUGAGAGUUACUGUGUGCAAAAAAGAAAAGCAUACUCUAUAUCAUUAAAUCAAUAUCCAAUUAAUUAAGGUGCUCAAAAUAUGUACUUACCGUGAAUCCAGCUUGAGAUCCAGUUGGUAUUUUUUGUGGGUGAGAGCUAAAAUCCAUUUGACAGUUUCAACUCCGGUACACAGAGACAAAAGGCCGAGUAUUCCCCCCACUCUGCAGUCUGAACAGUCGUCCUGCACCGGUAGCUUUCUCUAACUUUUUAUUUUUAAAUUUGAUGAAUAAAACUAAAAGAGAGAUAGAUAUAGAGACAGAGAGACAGAGAGGAGGGAGAGGCAGAGGGUCGUAAAGAAGCAUCUAAAGAAUGCAAGUGCCCCAUACGAACCCCUUCAAUGUUUGGACCUUUUUACCACUUUGAAGAAAUCGGAUUCCACUCUCAAUAAUGUAAAUUUUUUAUUGUUUAAUUAUUAUUGUAGUUUACGUCGGAAGAAGAAUCCUCUUGUGAUCAAAUUUAUUUUGAACUACCUGAAGAAAGAGACUGAGUCAUAGAUGGUUACGUAUGUGAAAGAAGGUUGUUUCUUGUGGAGGUGAUUUCAUGGAUGAUGAGAGGUAUUGUCUUGUUUAAAGUAGAUCACAAUUGGAAGUAUAUGAUCUCUGCAAACCGAGCAGAAUAGAGUCUUUUUGGUUGGAUUUCGAGGAAAGAUAGAUAUGGAUGACGGUGUACUUUGUCCUGGUACCAUGUUGGGUGCUCAAUUUGAUUCUGAUAUGGACUUUGACUACAUGGAUGAACUACUGUUAGAAGGAUGCUGGUUGGAGACAACAGGUGGAUCUGACUUCCUUCUUCCUAGCCCCUCCAAUGAUGCUGCCUUCUUUGAUACUUCAUUUGUAUGGCCUGGUUUAGAGGCUAACACUUGUGAUCUAAGCUCAAGCCCAUCCCAUAAGAGAAAUGAAGAAGGAAGGCAAAAAUCAUCAUUGCUUGGGAAUUUUCCUAUGAACGAACCGCAAGACGGUUGUCCUAAUUCUCAAUCGCUUGGACAAAACGUGGUUAAUCCUACUGUUACUGAAUGCUAUAGCCAGUCAUGAAAUACAGUUGGUGGUUCUGAGCUAUGCAGAAGGUGGUGGAUUGGACCAAAACCAAAUCCAGGUCGUGGAUUUUCUGUAACAGAGAGAUUGAUGGAGGCGAUUGGUUGUAUAAAAGACUUGACGAGAGACAAGGAUGUUCUUGUACAGAUAUGGGUUCCUGUGAACCAAGGAGGGAGACGUGUUUUAACUACCCAUGACCAACCUUUCUCACUUGAUCCAAGCUCUCGCAGGCUGGUGAAUUAUCGAGACAUUUCUAUACAGUAUCAGUUUUCAGCUGAGAAAAAUUCCAGUGAUGUUGUUGGAUUGCCUGGUCGUGUAUUCUUGGGAAAGAUUCCAGAAUGGACUCCUGAUGUUCAGCUCUUUAGAAGUGAUGAAUAUGCACGAGUUCGUCAUGCUCAAGAGUACGAUGUUCAUGGAAGUCUUGCUGUGCCUGUCUUUGAACAAGGUAGUACUGCUUGCUUGGGUGUUCUUGAGGUUGUAACAACUUCCCAGAAGACCAAGUAUCAUCCUGAGAUUGAAAGCGUCUGUAAAGCACUUGAGGCUGUUGAUCUUAGGAGUUCCGAAGUUCCAAGCGUCCAGAAUGUCAUGGAAAGUGACAAGUCCUACCAAGUUGCACUGCCAGAGAUUCUGAAGCUUUUGAAAUCUGCAUGUGAUACGCAUAGAUUACCUUUAGCUCAAACUUGGGUCUCAUGCAUCCAACAAGGGAAAACAGGAUGCCGGCAUUCUGAUGAAAACUACUUCCAGUGUGUUUCCAUCAUUGAUCAUGCCAGUUAUGUUGCUGAUCCAAACUUCAAGGCCUUUCACGAGGCUUGCUCUGAGCAUCACUUGUUAAAAGGUCAAGGUGUUGCUGGUCAAGCAUUCUUGACUAACGAACCUUGCUUCUCAAGCGAUGUAGCUUCUUUUGCAAAAACCGAGUACCCUCUUUCUCACCAUGCAAGGAUGUUUGAGCUACGGGCAGCUGCUGCAAUACGUCUUCGUAGCAUCUACACUAGUAAAACUAACUUUGUCCUAGAGUUCUUUCUCCCUGUGAAUUGUCGGGAACCUGAAGAACAGCGCAAGAUGCUUCAUUCACUGUCCACCAUUGUACAAUGGGCUUCCCAGAGCUUACGAGUUGUAUCAGAUAAAGAACUACAGGAAGAAAUUGAGCUGCCAGUUAUUGAAGAAGUACUCCGUUCGGAUGAUGGGGAGAAGAUGUUGAAUCUCAAACACUCUCUUUCAGAAAUGUUUCCUCCAGAAAAUUUGUCCCGGAAGGGCUCUCUUACUGAGGUCCAACAAAACAGUACAGUUGUCUCAUUAUCUCAGGAUGGAAAAGAAAAGGGCAUGAUAGAAGAAAAACCCUCAGAUCGCAGGCAUGGUCUAAGAGAUUCUAACCUAAAUGGAAGUGUUGAGUAUGGUGGAGAUUCUACUUUUGGUGAGCGUAGCUUCUCAAGUGAAUGUAUGGAUAAAGCAGAAGGCAGAAAACAUACUAAGGCUGAGACAACAAUCACCUUGCAAGUUCUUCGGCAAUAUUUUGCUGGUAGUCUAAAAGACGCUGCAAAGAGUCUUGGUGUUUGCCCCACAACCUUAAAACGGAUAUAUAGGCAACAUGGGAUAAACCGUUGGCCCUCAAGAAAACUCAAGAAGGUUGAUCAAUCGUUGAAGAAAAUCCAACUUGUAAUUGACUCUGUUCAAGGUGCCUCUGGUGCUUUUCACAUUGGUUCAUUCUAUACAAACUUCCCUGAGUUUGCUUCUUCAAAGCAAUUGGAAACCAACACCCUUUCAACUGAAAAGCCAAUCGAUGAUCCAACACCAUCAAGCUUGAUGCCCAAGGGAGGUGUCUUCAGCUCGCAAACCACUGCAACAAAGUCUCCUUCCUCCUCAUGUGGUCAGAGCUCCUGUUCCAGCCACUCUCGUUCUAGUGGGACAAGCCAACAUCCUUCUGCAAGUAUCAAUGCUGGUAAUGAGGAGCCAAUGGCUGGAGAAAACUCUGGUGAUGCUGUCCUAAAGAGGGUCAGAAGCAAUGCAGAGCUGCUUGCCUCAAGUAAAAAAGAGCUGCAGCAACUAAGCAGAUCCCAGAGCCAUAAAUCUCUCAAGGAGCAAGUUGCUAUGGGGAGUUUUCCACUGUCCGCCAAGAAUGUUGACCAGGUAUUACAACAGAUGAAUUCUCAAGAAGUGAAAGUCUCAUAUGGAAAUGAGAAAAUCCGGUUCGGGAUGCCUAAUAAUUGGGGACUUGCAGAUUUAUUGCCAGAAAUCACACGAAGGUUUAGUAUAGAUGACAUAAGCAGGUUUGAUCUUAAGUAUUUUGAUGAUGACUCUGAGUGGGUGUUAUUGACAUGUGAUGCUGAUUUGGAGGAGUGCAUGGAUGUAUGUCAAUCGUCACAGAGCCACCCAAUCAAACUUUCCCUUCAAGUUUCUCAUCAUUUCCUGGAAAAAUCUGUGGUUAACUCUGGCCCUUCAUGAUCGUAAGUUGCUCUUAGGUCAUUUGCAAUGAUAUCAAGGUCUUCAUAUUAGAAGCUGAUACAUGGUGACUUGGUUAGCAUAUAUAUUCCUGAUUACUGUAAAUAGAGACUCAUGUACAAAUGGUUUGGAAUAGCAGAAGGUUUCAGCUGGAACGCAGCCUGCAUACCUUGCUCGAUGUUUAGGGCAAGUACUAGGCGAAAAGGGUAUUGGCAGUGAUCAAUUUGGGUUUCAAGUUUCCACGUGACGUGUAGUAGGCCAUAGACUUUAAAAAGUGUUCUAGGCCAAAUUAGCGUAUUGCAUCUGAAAUGAUUAUCGAAGCUUGUGAAGUGUUUCAACAGAAGACGUUGAACCAUGUUUGUACCUCCAGGCAGAAUAAAACGAUGCAAGGAAAAGCUUCAUCAUCCUCCUUAAUGGAGAAGGGUGGCCUAACUGCAGCUAUGUUUCUUUCUUUUUUUUUUUUUUUUUGUAUUUAGAUGUAUACUGUGAUCUUAAAUCAGAAAGAAACAGUCGUCUUUUCGUUCAACUUCUAUCAUGGAUGUUGAUUGUGUCUACGAUCUGGAAAAUUUUAUUGGUGAUUUUCAGGUAAGUGGGAGUGAGGGUUCGAAUUUGGGUAUCACACAAUUCAAAUAUAUACCUUUUUCAUCUGAAGGGUUGGCAAAAAUCGGCUUCUCACUACUAACAAGGAACAAAGAAAAACAUGACAAUGUCACAACUGAUGUUUUGGUGUCCUCUUCAUUUCCGUGAAACAUCGAGUUAUUUACAUGUUGGAAACCACUCAAGUGUCCAAUUGCAUCUGAUGUUAUGUGGUUCUAGGCAUUUCUACCCAAAAAAGAAAAAGAAAGAAAAAGAAAAGAAAGA
Tripterygium wilfordii is the source of this 4753-nucleotide messenger RNA. RefSeq names its product protein NLP4-like. Lineage: Eukaryota; Viridiplantae; Streptophyta; Magnoliopsida; Celastrales; Celastraceae. Bases 1547 to 3895 code for a protein of 782 amino acids. The record is from RefSeq and is a predicted model, not a curated record. The transcript is spliced from 5 exons. Gene Ontology annotation, molecular function: DNA-binding transcription factor activity; protein binding.